This is a messenger RNA of Cyphellophora attinorum, 1905 nucleotides long. RefSeq lists its product as uncharacterized. NCBI's taxonomy places the organism in Eukaryota, Fungi, Ascomycota, Eurotiomycetes, Chaetothyriales, Cyphellophoraceae. The record is from RefSeq and is a predicted model, not a curated record. Bases 1 to 1905 code for a protein of 634 amino acids. The transcript has 3 exons.
AUGUCUACCUUGGCCAAAGUCGAUAUCUACACCGGUCCGUGGGUGGACUGGUCGAGGGGACCAAUUCUCGGCAGCACCCUCACCCUCUCCUCGAAGACUGCGCCGAUCUUCACGGCAUUCCUUGCUUUCUUCAUCACAGUCGUCGGCGCCUGUCUAUGGAGGAUACUAUGCUUUGUCAUUCACCAGAGCUCUGCCUCCGAACGACCUCGAGAUGGACAGCAUCACCAGCACCAACUCAUCUUCAGGAACACUGCUUCCCCAACAGAAGCCAUGCGAGCGUUCUUCGAGUCCGCCUUCUUCUGGCGCAAAUCAACUGGUCACUCCUUCGUCAGAGCACUGCCGCUCGCCCUCUUCGCGAUCGUCUUCAGCUGCGCGCUGACAGCAGGCUCCAUCCUCUCCUCGCUCGUCGCGAAGUCCUCCGGGUCAGAAAGACUGAUCACCUCCGACAAUUGCGGCUUCUUCGCCUACGACAAUAGCUCCUCCUUACCCAUCCGCACAAAAGCCAUGGUCUCAAAAGACCUCAACGACACACUCAUCGCCUCCGCCUACUCCCGACAAUGCUAUCAAGGCAACGACAAGCUCAACGUCAUGCAAUGCUCCACGUAUGAAAAACCCGCGCUGACCUACAAAGCCGUCACCAACGCCUCCUGCCCCUUCGACAAGUCCAUGUGCCUGAACAAUCUCGUCUACCAACUCGACACUGGCCUACUCGACACACACAAAGACCUCGGCAUCAACAUGCCCACCUCCGGCCGCGUCGGCUUCCGCAAAGUAUCCACCUGCGCACCCAUCUCCCAGACAGGCUUCAUGACCAACCGCACCUCCGACGGCACUGACGGCUGGUACCACUACGGCGGCAUCGGUGCACUCGGCCUCAACACGACCUACUUCUACAACGCCCACGCCCUCCUCGACGGCUGGGGCUACGAGUUGGAAUCCAUCACCGCCUCCCCCGGGUCCAGCGCAGGCUGGAACCCGAUCGACGAACUCGCCCGCACAGACGCAGACAUCUCCCUUAUCUUCCUCGCGCCCAACAGCAUCCAGUUCUACAAACCCAACACCGACCCUAUGUUCGCCGCCACAACCAAAUUCGACGCUGGCAGCACCGCCUCCAUCGACGGCACCUACUACACCUCAGACAACUGGGUCAACAUCAUGGCCUGCACAGACCAAUACCAAUACUGCCACCCCAACUCCAACCCCGCCGACAACAAAGAUCAAUGCACACCCCUAACAGACUACGCCACAGCCUGGACCUCAAUCUACGACCCGAAGCUCAACCUCAACGACGUCCAGCAACUCGUCGCGUCCCGCAUCGCACUCAAUUCGAGGGCGUUGAGCAUCCACCACGGCAUCUCCGGCCGCGGCGCCUCGGCACUCCGCGCGACGGAGUAUGUGAGUGAGCGCGCGCAGCUGGAGAUCAAGCCGAACCAGUGGCAGGUGGAGGUCAAUAGUUGGUUCGAUGUUGGGUUGGCGAGGUUGCAGCGGAGUAUUGUUGAGUAUGCUACUGGACCAGACUUCCUGCCCGAGGGUACCUACCUCCAGCGUCCCGGCUCUACGGAUGUGAUCAGCAAAGCAAUGUGUGGCAGCCAGAUGGUCAGGUCGGCGGACGGGACCGUCUCGUUCUCCGUCCUCGGCAUAUCGAUCAUUUUCGCCGUGGGCGCGCUGAUCAUCUUCAUCUACCUGAUCCUCGAAACCUGCAUUGGGUUCCUGCAGAGGAAGAUGCGCUGGGGCGACUAUAGACGGGUGAGGUGGGUCAUGGACGAUAAACUGCAGGUGCAAAGGAUGGCGUUUGAGGGGGCCGGGAUGGGUGGGGAGUGGCGGAAUCUGAGUGGGAAUGUGCCUGUUACUGCGCAUGCCGCGAUGGAGACCCGUUCAUGCGACGAGGGCCAGCUGGCAGGGUAA